This is a messenger RNA of Acaulospora morrowiae, 2424 nucleotides long. The record is from the annotation of a GenBank genome assembly. NCBI's taxonomy places the organism in Eukaryota, Fungi, Glomeromycota, Glomeromycetes, Diversisporales, Acaulosporaceae.
AUGUCAAAAUCAUUAAAUAAUUACACUUCUAACAGAGACCGUGCUCUCCCAUCUCGGUCAUAUUCUUCGGACCAUCAACCACAAAGCACACCACCCUCCUCUUUUAACAGGAAUUCUUCCAAUCAUAGUCACAUGAGUCAACAGGAAAUAGCUGCCGCUUUUGUGGACUGGGUGAAUACCUUUGAUAAACUUUCACGUCCCGUCAAUUCCAUUCUCGAUCUUACCGACGGCAAUGUUUUGAUCGAUAUUGUUUGUACCAUAGAUCCUAAGUGGUUCAAGCUGACGACCGAUAAUUAUGAAAAUCGUGAAGAAAAUUGGGUUAAGAAAUUCAAUAAACUCAAACGAUUGUACCCACUACUCACGCGGUAUUACGAAGAAAUUCUCGAAUUGUCCACUAAAAAUAUUGAAGUUCCUAACUUGAACAGCAUUGCGAGAGAUGGAGAUUUAGAUGAAACCAUGAAGCUUUGCUCUCUGGUCCUUACAUUGGCUGUUAGAUCUUCUAAUAAUAAGAUUUAUAUUGAAAAGAUUCAGUCUCUUAGCCCAAAAUCACAAGAAGGGCUAAAAGUAUCUAUUGAAAGAGUAAUGAUUAAAUUGGAAGAGCCCACAGUCCAAUCACAGUCAAGUCCGGUGUUUGUUCCCGAGGAAGAAUUAAAGCAUAUUACUGCAGAACAUAGAAGGCUUUUAGCCGAAAAAGAAGCUCUAGAAAGAGCACAUCAGACUUUAAUGGAAGAUCAUACUAAAUUACGCCGUCAAUGUGAUGAUUUGCAAAUGGAAAGCGAGGAGCUAAAUCAGAAGCUUAAAGAGUUAGAAUAUGCGAUAGCACAGUCUUCUCAAAAUGGUAAAGCAGACUUCCUUCUGAAAACAGAAAUUGAUAACCUUCGUCAUGAAUUAUCUCGUAGCGAAAACAAACGUCACGAGACAGAAUUGCUAAUCGAGAAUCAAAAUAUUAUAAUAAAUGACCUCACUCGUAGGGUCGAGAUUCUCACUGAGCAAGCUGAUGAAGCUGCGCGAUUAAAAGAUCAGCUAGAUGAGUUUAGACAUGCUACUGAUAAGCUUAGGAAAACAGAGAAUGUAAUUGAAAAAUAUAAAAAGAAACUAGAGGAAGGUGCAGAUGUGCGAAGAUCACUCAAGAAUUUGGAACAAGAAAACAAAGAUCUGCUUGAACGCAAUCAGAAAUUAGAAGAUGAAUACCAUAAACUUGCGGCAUUUAAAAAUCUGAUGGAGAAUUAUAAACAACAAAUUGUUGAUCUUCAAUCAGAGAAGACUGAGCUAGUGAACCAAAAGAAUAAAUACGAAUACGAAUAUAAGCAUAUGCGAGCAAAGAUUGAAGCUUACGAAAUGGCAACCAAUCGUGACAUGGACAAAAUACGCUUGUUAGAGGAUCGACUGCAUGAAUUGGAGUCAGGCGAUGGAGAACGUAUUCAACAUGAAAGCGAGGUGAAAGCAGAAGCAGAUGAAAUAGAUCAACCUCUUGAUGAUAGUGAGCUUUCAAUUGCCUUAGAAGGAAAUACAAUGGUUAGCUUAAAAUUGAAAGUUUAUGAGCUUGAACGCGAAUUGGCAAAGUUGCGUGAAGGUAAAUCGGCAGAUGGAGAUGCGGAUGCACAACUACUAGUUUUACAGCACAUGCUGGAUGACGCAAAUCGUGCUAAGAACAAAUUUGAAAAGGAUUAUGUUCGAGCACAACAAGAAAAGUUGGUAUUAGAGAAGGAACUUGUACAAUUACAGAAUGGCAGUUCUUCAAAUGGUGAUAAAAAUGAAAACCGAAAGAGUUUCGAUAAGGAGCGAGAAUUAUCAGAACUCAAACGAAAGUAUAUCGAGGCACAGAUAAAAAUCGAUCGACUCGAGAAAGAAAUAGGUGAACCGAAAUCAAAUUCGAUUCUCGAGGCUAGAGUCAGUGAAUUGGAAGCCGAAAAAGAACAAAUGAAGGGUCAAAAUGACGAAUUAAAUUCCAUCCUUCAGAAUCUGGAAGGUAAAAGCGAAGACGAUCUUAGGAGUCAGAAUAUUCAACUCAGCAAGCAAGUCGCAGAAAAAUCAAAAAAGUUGGAAAAUCUCAAGCAACUAAUUACGGGUCAACAUGAGAUUAUUGAAAGUUACAAGAAUAAUGAGACUGCGGUUCAGGCUAAGAGUCAAGCUCAUGCUGAAGAAAUUGCGCGUCUCGAGCAACUAAACAAGGAGUAUAAAGAGCAAUCUGCUAAAGAAGUCCGUUUGGUUUUAAGUGCUUGGUUUAACAUGGGUCGACGCAUUCAGGGCGAUCAUGUAUUCUUGCAACGUCAGGCAUAUUCAUCUUUCCUUAACCAACAACGACAACUCCUUGAUACUCAGAAGUGCUUGAAUUGCUGGAACUUAUCGCAAAGGCACAUUAAACUAUGCUUGCAAUUCCGAGCAUUUGGCGCAAUUGAAAGACGUUCAUUGUUUAUAAAUUAA